Hibiscus syriacus is the source of this 5099-nucleotide messenger RNA. Its product is annotated as ABC transporter C family member 5-like. Lineage: Eukaryota; Viridiplantae; Streptophyta; Magnoliopsida; Malvales; Malvaceae. Gene Ontology annotation, cellular component: vacuolar membrane; plant-type vacuole. Gene Ontology annotation, molecular function: ATP hydrolysis activity; ATP binding; ABC-type transporter activity. Gene Ontology annotation, biological process: transmembrane transport. The record is from RefSeq and is a predicted model, not a curated record.
AUGGGCUUCUUUAGUCUAUUACUCAAUUGCAUCACAGCUUCUUCUUUAUCAUCUGCUGGAGAAUCACCACGUUUCUCCCUUUUGAGGACAAUUAAAGGUUUACCUAUAUUGGAACUAUCCUCCAUUUGCAUCAAUUUAACACUUGUCCUUGUGUUUCUUCUCAUAAUAUCUGCAAGGCAGAUUUCUCUUUGUGCUGGUAGAAUUCGAUUCCAUAAGGAUGAUCCUGUUGCAAAUUCUAGCCCAAUUAGGAGAAGCAUUACUGUUGAUGGAGAAGUUCAGCAGGUUAUAGUAGGUGCUGGGUUUAAAUUGUCCAUAUUUUGUUGUUUCUAUGUGCUUCUGGUGCAAGUCGUGGUGCUAGGAGUUGAUGGAUUUGGUUUGAUAAGAGGCGCCACUGAUGGGAAAGCUGUGGAUUGGUCUAAACUUGCCUUGCCUGCUGCUAAUGGUUUAGCUUGGCUCGUAUUGAGUUUUUCAGCUCUACGUUGUAAAUCUAAGGUGUCUGAGAGAUUCCCAAUGUUGCUAAGGGUAUGGUGGUUUGUUUCGUUUUUGAUUGGGUUGUGUACCUUGUAUGUUGAUGGGAAAUCGUUCUUAGUUGAUGGUUCAAACUACUUUUCUUCUCAUGUACUGGCCAAUUUCGCCGUAACCCCGGCACUUGCAUUUCUUUGUUUUGUUGCAAUUAGAGGUGAGACUGGUAUACAAGUUUGUAGAAAUUCUGACCUUUCGGAGCCAUUGCUUCUUGAAGAAGAGGCAGGGUGUCUUAAAGUUACUCCUUAUAGUAAUGCUGGGCUCUUUAGCUUGGCCACACUUUCUUGGCUAAAUCCACUUCUUUCACUUGGUGCUAAACGACCGCUUGAGCUUAAGGACAUUCCUCUUCUUGCACCAAAAGAUCGAACCAAGAGCAAUUAUAAGGUUUUGAAUUUUAAUUGGGAAAAAUUGAAGGCUGAAAGCCAGUCAGAGCAACCUUCUUUGGCUUGGGCACUUUGGAAGUCAUUCUGGAAGGAAGCAGCUUGUAAUGGUGUAUUUGCUCUGUUGAACACUCUUGUUUCCUAUGUCGGCCCAUACAUGAUUAGUUACUUUGUUGAUUAUUUGGGAGGGCGGGAGACUUUCCCACAUGAAGGUUAUGUUCUGGCUGGAAUCUUUUUUGCGGCGAAGCUCGUAGAGACAUUGACAACCCGACAGUGGUAUCUCGGGGUAGACAUUUUGGGUAUGCAUGUGAGAUCAGCUCUAACGGCAAUGGUAUACCGCAAGGGGCUGAAGCUGUCAAGCUUAGCUAAACAAAAUCAUACCAGUGGAGAAAUUGUUAAUUACAUGGCAGUUGAUGUUCAAAGAGUGGGAGACUAUUCUUGGUAUCUGCAUGACAUUUGGAUGCUUCCACUGCAAAUAAUUCUUGCUCUAGCGAUCCUAUAUAAAAAUGUUGGAAUUGCUUCCAUUGCCACAUUGAUUGCAACCAUUAUAUCCAUUGUUGCUACUGUUCCUCUUGCAAAGGUCCAAGAAGAUUAUCAAGACAAGUUAAUGGCUGCCAAAGAUGAAAGAAUGAGGAAGACUUCUGAGUGUCUAAGGAACAUGAGGAUUCUGAAAUUACAAGCAUGGGAGGAUAGGUACCGAGUGGGAUUGGAGGAGAUGAGAGGAGUGGAAUUCAUGUGGCUACGGAAAGCCCUCUAUUCUCAGGCCUUUGUUACAUUCAUUUUUUGGAGCUCCCCUAUAUUUGUUGCAGCUGUUACAUUUGCAACAUCAAUAUUGUUGGGAGGUCAACUCACAGCAGGCAGUGUUCUUUCUGCACUGGCCACUUUCAGAAUCCUUCAAGAACCACUCAGAAAUUUUCCAGACCUGGUGUCUAUGAUGGCGCAGACAAAGGUUUCAAUUGAUCGAAUUUCUGGUUUCCUGCAGGAGGAAGAACUGCAGGAAGAUGCCACCAUUGUUCUGCCCCGAGGCAUGUCAAAGGUGGCCAUAGAGAUUAAGGAUGGUGAAUUUUGUUGGGACCCCUCUUCUUCAAGGCCCACCUUAUCUGGAAUACAAAUGAAAGUAGAAAAUGGAAUGCGUGUGGCAGUUUGUGGCACAGUUGGAUCUGGGAAAUCAAGCUUUCUCUCAUGCAUUCUAGGGGAGAUUCCUAAGAUAUCUGGGGAAGUUCGAGUGUGUGGUACAGCUGCCUAUGUCUCUCAGUCGGCUUGGAUACAGUCUGGAAAUAUUGAAGAGAACGUUCUUUUUGGUAGUCCAAUGGAUAAAGCAAAAUACAAGAGUGUUAUUAAUGCUUGUACCUUGAAGAAGGAUUUUGAACUCUUUUCACAUGGAGAUCAGACCAUAAUUGGAGAUAGGGGUAUAAAUCUGAGUGGCGGACAGAAACAACGCGUGCAGCUUGCAAGGGCUCUUUAUCAAAAUGCUGAUAUUUAUUUACUUGAUGACCCCUUCAGUGCCGUUGAUGCACACACUAGCUCAGAACUGUUCAAGGAAUACAUAAUGACAGCACUGGCAAGUAAGACUGUUGUUUUUGUGACCCAUCAAGUUGAAUUUCUACCUACUGCAGAUUUGAUACUGGUUCUUAAGGAAGGUCGUAUCAUACAGGCAGGAAAAUAUGAUGAACUUCUACAGGCUGGCACUGAUUUUGAAACUCUUGUCUCCGCUCACCAUGAAGCAAUUGAAUCCAUGGAUAUUCCAACUCACUCAUCAGAAGACUCGGAUGAAAAUUUGCAACUUGAUGGGAAAAAAAUAUUAAAAAAGAAAAGUGAUUUGGCUGGAAAUAGUAUUGACAAUUUAGCAAAGGAAGUGCAAGAUGGUGCAUCAGCUUCAGACACAAAAGCAAUUAGAGAGAAAAAGAAAGCAAAACGGAGAAAAAAUCAGCUUGUUCAAGAAGAGGAAAGGGUAAAAGGAAGAGUCAGCAUGAAGGUGUACUUGUCAUAUAUGGCGGCUGCAUAUAAAGGCCUUUUGGUACCCCUUAUUGUUCUUGCGCAAACAUUAUUCCAGUUCCUUCAAAUUGCUAGUAAUUGGUGGAUGGCAUGGGCAAACCCCCAGACCGAUGGAGAUCAAGCUAAAGUCACACCUAUGGUCCUCCUUGUUGUUUAUAUGGCCCUUGCUUUUGGGAGCUCUUGGUUUAUAUUUAUGAGGGCUGUUCUGGUAGCCACAUUUGGUCUUGCAGCUGCACAAAAAUUGUUUAUCAAUAUGCUUAGAAGUGUGUUUCGAGCCCCAAUGUCUUUUUUCGAUUCAACUCCAGCUGGGCGGAUCUUAAAUCGUGUGUCUAUUGAUCAAAGUGUUGUGGAUCUUGAUAUUCCUUUUAGGCUCGGUGGGUUUGCUUCAACAACAAUACAACUUGUCGGAAUUGUUGGUGUGAUGACAAAAGUUACUUGGCAAGUUCUGCUGUUUGUUAUUCCAAUGGCUGUUGCUUGCUUGUGGAUGCAGAAAUACUACAUGGCUUCAUCGAGAGAACUGGUCCGUAUUGUUAGCAUUCAGAAAUCUCCAGUUAUUAAUCUGUUUGGUGAAUCAAUUGCUGGAGCGGCCACGAUUAGAGGUUUUGGGCAAGAGAAAAGGUUCAUGAAGAGAAAUCUUUAUCUUCUUGAUUGUUUCUCCCGCCCAUUCUUUUGCAGUCUUGCUGCUAUUGAGUGGCUCUGCCUGAGGAUGGAAUUACUUUCGACCUUUGUAUUUGCUUUUUGCAUGAUCUUGCUUGUGAGUUUCCCACAAGGAAGUAUUGAUCCGAGUAUGGCAGGGCUUGCUGUGACAUAUGGCCUAAACUUGAAUGCACGGUUAUCACGGUGGAUACUUAGUUUUUGCAAGCUCGAGAAUAAAAUUAUUUCCAUAGAGAGGAUUUAUCAGUACAGCCAAAUUCCAAGUGAAGCUUCUUCUGUUAUUGAAAACUCCCGCCCUCCGUCUUUGUGGCCGGAACAUGGAACAAUUGAAUUGCAUGAUUUAAAGGUUCGCUAUGCUGAAAAUCUUCCUGUGGUGCUUUAUGGAGUAACCUGUGCAUUUCCUGGUGGCAAAAAGAUAGGAAUUGUUGGGCGUACUGGAAGUGGUAAAUCUACUUUGAUCCAAGCAUUAUUUCGAUUGAUUGAGCCAGCUGGUGGGAAAAUCAUUAUAGACAACAUUGACAUUUCCACAAUUGGGCUCCAUGACCUACGUAGCCGUCUUGGUAUCAUACCCCAAGACCCUACAUUAUUUGAAGGAACUAUUAGAGACAAUCUUGAUCCUCUUGAAGAGCAUUCAGAUCAUGAAAUUUGGGAGGCUCUUGAUAAGUCUCAGCUCGGAGAUAUUGUGCGUGAGAAAGACCAAAAGCUUGAUGCACCAGUUUUAGAAAAUGGAGAUAACUGGAGUGUGGGGCAGCGGCAACUUGUUUCCCUCGGCAGGGCUUUGCUCAAACAGGCAAGAAUACUCGUGCUUGAUGAAGCAACAGCAUCAGUUGAUACUGCCACCGAUAAUCUCAUACAGAAGAUCAUCCGAACAGAGUUUAUGAACUGCACUGUUUGCACUAUUGCACACCGUAUUCCAACCGUAAUCGACAGUGAUUUUGUUUUGGUGUUAAGUGAUGGUCGAGUUGCAGAGUUUGAUACUCCGGCACAUCUCUUGGAGGAUAAAUCAUCUAUGUUUCUGAAGUUAGUAACCGAGUAUUCCUCUAGAUCAAGUGGUAUACCGGAUUUCUGAAACAGAUUACAAGCCCAAAAUUCUUCCAGUCGGGCAAUUGUGAGCUAAGGGACCAUCCAAGAGUGAACCAGCUGCCACUGCUUCUUUCUUGCGGCACUCGGCUAACACAAUGACGAAGUGCAAAGGCAAAUGUGUGUGCUUGACCAAGCCAUUUAACCAAAACCUCAAGUAAUUUCAACUUCAAGGUAAUUUUCGAGUAAAUUCGUCCCCUAAAGUUCAUUUAUGGUUAGCAGCCUAACAUACCUUGUAACUGAAAAUAAGCUCGACGGGUAGAGUCUAUGGAAGGAGAAAAAAUAAGAACAAUGGAGGGUUCAUAUUGGUUUGAAGAUGUGCAAUAACAUAGUGGGUCAGAGAAUGUUAGUAUGUGGUUGGGAGAAACUUGUAGAGUUGAAGGAAGUAGUUAGAUCCCACUCUUUCUACUGCCAAAAAUGUUGUAGACUGAACAACAUUAAAUUUUGCUUGUUCUCUUUAAUUUUUCA